AUGGAAGAAUGCAAACCAGAUGCCAUCAAUGACCACUUCACCGAGGGGGACCUCAAGAACAUAUUCCAGUUGCUUGAGGAGAAGAUAAUCGACUUUGUGAGGAAUGAGCUGAAGAGAUUCAAGAAGAUCCUGAGUCCAGAUUACCAAGAAAACUUUGAGGCUAAAGAGCAGGAUGAGAGUGAUGCCAGAGAAGGGGCUCUCAAGAUGGCACUGCACUUCCUGAGGAACAUGAAGCAGAAACAUAUCGCUGACAAACUGCAAGAAAAUGAACAGGAUGUAGUUUGUCAAACUGAGCUGAAGAGAAAUACCAAGAUUAAGUACCAGAGUGUGUUUGAAGGAAUACCCAUCCAAGGGAGCUCUGCUCUGCUGGAAAAGAUCUACACAGAGGUCUACAUCACAGAGGGAGGAAGUGGAAAAGUAAAUGAGGAGCAUGAAGUCAGGCAGAUUCAGUCCAUCUCCAAGAGACCUGCUGGACAGGAGACACCAAUCAAAUGUAGAGAUAUCUUUAAGCCCUUACCUGGCCAAGACCAACCAAUCAAAAGUGUCAUCACAAAGGGAGUAGCUGGCAUUGGCAAAACUGUCUCAGUUCAGAAGUACAUUCUGGACUGGGCUGAAGGAAAGGAAAACCAGGAUGUCCACUUCAUCUUUCCACUGCCUUUUCGGGAGCUCAACAGCAUGAAAGAAAAUCAGCUCUCUUUGAUGGAUCUUCUCCAAACCUUUUUCUCAGAAACGAAGCAGUUAACUUUUCUCAGCCAGGAGAAGUACAAAGUGUUGUUUAUCUUUGAUGGUCUGGAUGAAUGCAGACUCCAACUAGACUUUCAGAAAAAUGACAUUUUGACUGAAGUGACAACAGCCACUUCAUUGGAUGUUCUGCUGACAAAUCUCAUCAAGGGUAAUCUACUUCCCUUUGCCCUCCUCUGGAUCACGUCUCGACCAGCAGCAGCCAAUCAAAUUCCUCCGCAGAAUGUUGACCGGGUCACAGAAGUACAAGGAUUCAGUGACUCUCAGAAGGAGGAGUACUUCAGGAAGAGAAUCUGUGAUCAGACUCUUGCCAACAAAGUCAUCUCUCACAUUAAAUCAUCAAAAAGCCUCCACAUUAUGUGCCACAUACCAGUGUUUUGCUGGAUUGCUGUUACUGUACUUGAAGACGUUCUCAAGAAUGAAAGCGGAAAGCAAGUUCCAAAGACUUUGACAGAGAUGUACACAUAUUUCCUUGUUUUUCAAACCAAGCAAAAGAGUCUAAAGUUUGAUGGAGUAUAUGACACAGAUCCGCAGUGGAACCGAGCUAGUGUCCUUGCUCUUGGAAAGUUGGCCUACGAGCAGCUGGAGAAAGGCAACCUGAUCUUUGAUGAAGACGACCUGAGAGAGAGUGGUAUUGAUGUCAGAGAGGCAGCAGUACAAAGUGGCAUUUGCACCCAAAUAUUUCGAGAAGAGUCGGGCCUUCAUCUGGAGAAGUUGUACUGUUUUGUUCAUCUGAGCAUCCAGGAGUAUUUUGCAGCUUUGUAUGUGAUCCUGAUGUUAAUAACUGAAGGAAUAGAUCUCAUGUCCCCACAGGAAGCCUCCAGAACAGUCCAAAGACCAGAGCACAGAGCCAUGACCACCUUACAGAAGAAUGCUGUGGACCAAACCAUGAAACACGAAGAUGGACGCUUUGAUCUUUUCCUACGUUUCCUUCUUGGCCUCUCUCUGGAAUCCAAUCAGAGACUCCUACGUGGCCUACUGCAGAAAGCACAAGAUGAAGGCAAAGUAGAAAUAUGCAUCUACAUUAAAUCAAAGAUCAGGGCAAUUCCAUCAUCAGAAAGAGUUAUCAACCUCUUCCACUGUCUGAAUGAAGUCAAUGAUCACUCCUUAGUGAAGGAGGUCCAGAGCUUUCUAAGUGCAGGGACACUUUCUGCAGCCAACCUCUCAUCCACACAGUGGUCAGCUCUCGUGUUUGUGCUUCUGAUAUCAGAAGAAAAGCUGGAUGUUUUUGACUUGAAGAAGUACCUUAGGUCUGAUGAAUGUCUCCUAAAGCUGCAGCCAGUAGUGGAGGAAUCCCAAAAGGCCCUCCUGUAUGACUGCAGUAUUGGAGAGAACGGCUUCAGAGAUCUUGCAUCAGCACUGAGAUCAAACCCCUCACACAUGAGAGAGCUGUGGCUGAGUGUGAAUAAAGCAGGAGACUCAGGAGUGAAGCAUCUUUCUUCUCUUCUGGAGGAUCCCAACUGUAAACUGGAGAAACUAGUCCUGUCAUACUGCAGUAUUGGAGAGGAAGGCUUCAGAGCUCUUGCAUCAGCGCUGAGAUCAAACCCCUCACACAUGAGAGAGCUCCAGCUGAGUGAGAAUAAAGCAGGAGACUCAGGAGUGAAGCAUCUUUCUUCUUUUCUGGAGGAUCCCAACUGUAAACUGGAGAAACUACACCUGUCAUACUGCAGUAUUGGAGAGAAAGGCUUCAGAGCUCUUGCAUCAGCACUGAGAUCAAACCCCUCACACAUGAGAGAGCUGCAGCUGAGUGGGAAUAAAGCAGGAGACUCAGGAGUGAAGCAUCUUUCUUCUCUUCUGGAGGAUCCCAACUGUAAACUGGAGACACUACAUCUGGUUGACUGCAGUAUUGGAGAGGAAGGCUUCACAGCUCUUGCAUCAGCACUGAGAUCAAACCCCUCACACAUGAGAGAGCUGCAGCUGAGUGGGAAUAAAGCAGGAGACUCAGGAGUGAAGCAUCUUUCUUCUCUUCUGGAGGAUCCCAACUGUAAACUGGAGAAACUACACCUGGUUAACUGUAGUAUUGGAGAGGAAGGCUUCAGAGCUCUUGCAUCAGCACUGAGAUCAAACCCCUCACACAUGAGAGAGCUGCAGCUGAGUUAUAAUAUAGCAGGAGACUCAGGAGUGAAGCAUCUUUCUUCUCUUCUGGAGGAUCCCAACUGUAAACUGGAGAAACUACACCUGUAUGAUUGCAGUAUUGGAGAGGAAGGCUUCAGAGCUCUUGCAUCAGCACUGAGAUCAAACCCCUCACACAUGAGAGAGCUGCAGCUGAGUGACAAUAAAGCAGGAGACUCAGGAGUGAAGCACAUUUUUUCUCUUCUGGAGGAUCCCAACUGUAAACUGGAGAAACUACACCUGAAUAGCUGCAAUAUUGGAGAGGAAGGCUUCAGAGCUCUUGCAUCAGCACUGAGAUCAAACCCCUCACACAUGAGAGAGCUGCAGCUGAGAUGGAAUAAAGCAGGAGACUCAGGAGUGAAGCAUCUUUCUUCUCUUCUGGAGGAUCCCAACUGUAAACUGGAGACACUACACCUGCAUAACUGCAGUAUUGGAGAGGAAGGCUUCAGAGCUCUUGCAUCAGCACUGAGAUCAAACCCCUCACACAUGAGAGAGCUGCAGCUGAGUGGGAUUAAAGCAGGAGACUCAGGAGUGAAGCAUCUUUCUUCUCUUCUGGAGGAUCUCAACUGUAAACUGGAGACACUACACCUGCAUAACUGCAGUAUUGGAGAGGAAGGCUUCAGAGCUCUUGCAUCAGAACUCAGAUCAAACCCCUCACACAUGAGAGAGCUGCAGCUGGGUUUGAAUAAAGCAGGAGACUCAGGAGUGAAGCAUCUUUCUUUUCUUCUGGAGGAUCCCAACUGUAAACUGGAGAAACUACACCUGCAUAACUGCAGUAUUGGAGGGGAAGGCUUCAGAGCUCUUGCAUCAGCACUGAGAUCAAACCCCUCACACAUGAGAGAGCUGCAGCUGGGUGAGAAUAAAGCAGGAGACUCAGGAGUGAAGCAUCUUUCUUUUCUUCUGGAGGAUCCCAACUGUAAACUGGAGACACUACACCUGUAUAAGUGCAGUAUUGGAGAGGAAGGCUUCAGAGCUCUUGCAUCAGCACUGAGAUCAAACCCCUCACACAUGAGAGAGCUGCAGCUGAGUGGGAAUAAAGCAGGAGACUCAGGAGUGAAGCAUCUUUCUUCUCUUCUGGAGGAUCCCAACUGUAAACUGGAGAAACUACGCCUGUAUAAGUGCAGUAUUGGAGAGGAAGGCUUCAGAGCUCUUGCAUCAGCACUGAGAUCAAACCCCUCACACAUGAGAGAGCUGCAGCUGAGUGUGAAUGAAGCAGGAGACUCAGGGGUGAAGCAUCUUUCUUCUCUUCUGGAGGAUCCCAAUUGUAAACUGGAGAAACUACACCUGGAUAACUGCAGUAUUGGAGAGGAAGGCUUCAGAGCUCUUGCAUCAGCACUGAGAUCAAACCCCUCACACAUGAGAGAGCUGCAGCUGGGUUUGAAUAAAGCAGGAGACUCAGGAGUGAAGCAUCUUUCUUCUCUUCUGGAGGAUCCCAACAGUAAACUGGAGAAACUACACAUGUAUAAGUGCAGUAUUGGAGAGGAAGGCUUCAGAGCUCUUGCAUCAGCACUGAGAUCAAACCCCUCACACAUGAGAGAGCUGCAGCUGAGUGUGAAUGAAGCAGGAGACUCAGGAGUGAAGCAUCUUUCUUCUCUUCUGGAGGAUCCCAACUGUAAACUGGAGACACUAGACCUGUAUGACUGCAGUAUUGGAGAGGAAGGCUUCAGAGCUCUUGCAUCAGCACUGAGAUCAAACCCCUCACACAUGAGAGAGCUGCAGCUGAGUGUGAAUGAAGCAGGAGACUCAGGAGUGAAGCAUCUUUCUUCUCUUCUGGAGGAUCCCAACUGUAAACUGGAGAAGCUACACCUGUCAGACUGCAGUAUUGGAGAGGAAGGCUUCAGAGCUCUUGCAUCAGCACUGAGAUCAAACCCCUCACACAUGAGAGAGCUGCAGCUGAGUAGGAAUAAAGCAGGAGACUCAGGAGUGAAGCAUCUUUCUUCUCUUCUGGAGGAUCCCAACUGUAAACUGGAGAAACUAGUCCUGGAUAUCUGCAGUAUUGGAGAAGAAGGCUUCAGAGCUCUUGCAUCAGCACUGAGAUCAAACCCCUCACACAUGAGAGAGCUGCAGCUGAGUGGGAAUAAAGCAGGAGACUCAGGAGUGAAGCAUCUUUCUUCUCUUCUGGAGGAUCCCAACUGUAAACUGGAGACACUACACCUGUCAUGCUGCAGUAUUGGAGAGGAAGGCUUCAGAGCUCUUGCAUCAGCACUGAGAUCAAACCCCUCUCACAUGAGAGAGCUGCAGCUGAGUUGGAGUAAAGCAAGAGACUCAGGAGUGAAGCAUCUUUCCUCUCUUCUGGAGGAUCCCAACUGUAAACUGGAGAAACUACACCUGGAUGACUGCAGUAUUGGAGAGGAAGGCUUCAGAGCUCUUGCAUCAGCACUGAGAUCAAACCCCUCACACAUGAGAGAGCUGCAGCUGAGUAGUAAUUAUGAAGCAGGAGACUCAGGAGUGAAGCAUCUUUCUUAUCUUCUGGAGGAUCCCAACUGUAAACUGGAGAAACUACUCCUGAAUAACUGCAGUAUUGGAGAGGAAGGCUUCAGAGCUCUUGCAUCAGCACUGAGAUCAAACCCCUCACACAUGAGAGAGCUGCAGCUGGGUUGGAAUAAAGCAGGAGACUCAGGAGUGAAGCAUCUUUCUUCUCUUCUGGAGGAUCCCAACUGUAAACUGGAGAAACUACACCUGCAUAACUGCAGUAUUGGAGAGGAAGGCUUCAGAGCUCUUGCAUCAGCACUGAGAUCAAACCCCUCACACAUGAGAGAGCUGCAGCUGAGUGUGAAUAAAGCAGGAGACUCAGGAGUGAAGCAUCUUUCUUCUCUUCUGGAAGAUCCCAACUGUAAACUGGAGAAACUACACCUGGAUAACUGCAGUAUUGGAGAGGAAGGCUUCAGAGCUCUUGCAUUAGCACUGAGAUCAAACCCCUCACACAUGAGAGAGCUGCAGCUGAGUAGGAAUAAAGCAGGAGACUCAGGAGUGAAGCAUCUUUCUUAUCUUCUGGAGGAUCCCAACUGUAAACUGGAGAAACUAAACCUGCAUAACUGCAGUAUUGGAGAGGAAGACUUCAGAGCUCUUGCAUCAGCACUGAGAUCAAACCCCUUGCACAUGAGAGAGCUGCAGCUGAGUGUGAAUAAAGCAGGAGACUCAGGAGGGAAGCAUCUUUCUUCUCUUCUGGAAGAUCCCAACUGUAAACUGGAGAAACUACACCUGGAUAACUGCAGUAUUGGAGAGGAAGGCUUCAGAGCUCUUGCAUCAGCACUGAGAUCAAACCCCUCACACAUGAGAGAGCUGCAGCUGAGUAGGAAUAAAGCAGGAGACUCAGGAGUGAAGCAUCUUUCUUCUCUUCUGGAGGAUCCCAACUGUAAACUGGAGAAACUAGUCCUGCAUAACUGCAGUAUUGGAGAGGAAGGCUUCAGAGCUCUUGCAUCAGCACUGAGAUCAAACCCCUCACACAUGAGAGAGCUGCAGCUGAGUGUGAAUAAAGCAGGAGACUCAGGAGUGAAGCAUCUUUCUUCUCUUCUGGAAGAUCCCAACUGUAAACUGGAGAAACUACACCUGGAUAACUGCAGUAUUGGAGAGGAAGGCUUCAGAGCUCUUGCAUCAGCACUGAGAUCAAACCCCUCACACAUGAGAGAGCUCCAGCUGAGUGGGAAUGAAGCAGGAGACUCAGGAGUGAAGCAUCUUUCUUCUCUUCUGGAGGAUCACAACUGUAAACUGGAGAAACUAUUACUGUCAUACAGCAGUAUAACAGAUGAAGGUUUCAGAGCUUUAGCAUCAGCACUGAGAUCAAACCCAUCAGCCCUCAGAGUGCUCGAGCUGUAUGGGAAUCAGCUUGGACCCUCAGCACAGCAGCUGUUCUGUGAGCUGAAGAAACAUCCAAACUGUAAACAUCUACAAAUAUAUGGACCCUACUGAAUUCAUCCUGUUGUGUUCCACCUGAAUCAUGUUUUUACACUGUGCAUAAAUAAGUGUUGCAGCACAUUCAUAUUUGAACUAAUAUGUUUUAAAGUGACCUAUGUAAAUACAACAAUUGUAAGUAAUAUUGUAUAGAGGAUGUUUUGAAUAUAAAAACAU
Sardina pilchardus (European sardine) is the source of this 6921-nucleotide messenger RNA. RefSeq lists its product as uncharacterized. The transcript is spliced from 30 exons. Gene Ontology annotation, biological process: intracellular signal transduction. Lineage: Eukaryota; Metazoa; Chordata; Actinopteri; Clupeiformes; Clupeidae. The record is from RefSeq and is a predicted model, not a curated record. Gene Ontology annotation, molecular function: protein binding. Bases 1 to 6762 code for a protein of 2253 amino acids.